AAUUUCACGAACAAUGUGUCCUUCCUGAUGGUAUCAUUGAUGAUGUUUUGAGUCCAAUAAAGGUCAAUAUCACAGAAGCUCAAGAUUUCGACAUCAACGAUUAUCCUCCUGAAAACAUCCCAUAUGUGUACGCAGACGCAAGUGUUCUUAAACAAGCUAUCCUGGAAGAACCACCCGCAGCUGAUGAGACAGAAACGAAAUCUAGUGACGCACUUGUCGACAAUGAAGAUGACGAUAAUCAGGAGACGCACCACGACGAGGAUGCUUGGGAUUCUCUAUUGAAGCCGGACGAUCCGGACGCGCAGUAUAUCUCGGACGAGGAUCUGAUUGAAAAAGGAGAUCUAGUUAAAGGUUAUAGAGAAUUCGGCGACGAAUAUUUGCAUGAAACCGAAGAGAAUCGAACAAUAGCUGGUGUACCUGAUGAAGCUUGUGACGAAGAGGUAGAGGUAGAAAGGUCAGACGACAAAGAAGAUGAAAUCAUCGUUUCAAAUGACACAAGAGAAAAUAUAGAUGCUGAAUUGGAUGAUUCUGUAGACGAAUUUCUUGAAUUAGAAAAACAGCUAGCGACAGAAUGUGAGCAAACGGAUACCGGAAUUCCAUCCGAUAUUAGGCAUGUGUCGGAAGAAUUAAAUGCAGGUUUCGACGAGUACAUGCAAGCAAUCCAAGACCUCUCCAUUCAGAAAACUGAGAAAGGAAAAGAAGUGCUUUUUCACGAUUCUGAUGAUGAAGCGAUAAAUGAGGGUGAAUAUGUAGAUACACAGCCAGAGUUCCCCCUUGAACACGCGACAGAAACCGUCAUUGAUCAACUGAAGAAUCCCGAUGUUGAUUCGUCUAUGGACGAACCAAAAUCUGCUUCAGAUGCAGAAUACCUAACGGGACAGAUUGGUCCUGGUAUGGAUGAAAAAACUGAGACUGUAGCAAAUGAUGACGAGACCGAGGACGACAACAAGACUGAGGAACCUAGAAGGCAUUCUUCAACUUCAGAUGUAGAUUUUCAGUCAGGUGAAGAGAAUGUCAGUACAGACGGUCCUGGCGACGUUACAAAGGACGACGAUACCGAGUCGGAAGGUGAUGACAGGGUUUACGAAUGUACUUCAGACGUACCAGAAGGCGCUGGGAAACAGCCGGAAUGUGAUGAAGCGGUCAACAUUACGACAAAAGUCAUGAAAGAUGAAAACGGUGACGAUACCAUUGAUAAACCAUUUGGUGAUGAACAGUUGGAGAAGCAAGAAGAGCAUCUCGAUAAAGUCGAUGAAAAGAAGAAAGACGAUGAUGAAAAACAAGGGGCAGAAAUGGCGAUCGCUGGAAUGCCAGAGUUUUCAUCUGAUGAUAAGGAUGAAAAAU
Messenger RNA from Mizuhopecten yessoensis (Yesso scallop), 1344 nucleotides. Its product is annotated as coiled-coil domain-containing protein 1-like. Lineage: Eukaryota; Metazoa; Mollusca; Bivalvia; Pectinida; Pectinidae. The transcript has a single exon. The record is from RefSeq and is a predicted model, not a curated record. The annotation marks the transcript as partial.